This is a messenger RNA of Liolophura sinensis, 3004 nucleotides long. RefSeq names its product long-chain-fatty-acid--CoA ligase 4-like. Gene Ontology annotation, cellular component: endoplasmic reticulum; lipid droplet; plasma membrane. Lineage: Eukaryota; Metazoa; Mollusca; Polyplacophora; Chitonida; Chitonidae. Gene Ontology annotation, biological process: long-chain fatty acid metabolic process; long-chain fatty-acyl-CoA metabolic process; neuron differentiation. The record is from RefSeq and is a predicted model, not a curated record. Gene Ontology annotation, molecular function: long-chain fatty acid-CoA ligase activity.
CAUGUAGACAAGUAACAGCUCACAAGUGAUGAUGACUGAGGCAUCAUGUGCUAGUGACUUGUAUAGAUGUACUUCACAUGUGAUGCAGACAUAGUAGGAAUGAAUCUUGGCUGGAUGGAUAUUUACCAUCACAUGUGCACGUUUGUGGAGUGUUUAAUCUCUGUUUGGCGGGUAUCAUCGAGCUUCAGGCCUCCAAAUAGAAGGCGAUGGGGGACAUUUUUAUAAAGCUGACCUUUGGUCUGCUCAAAGCGUUGUCUUACAUCUAUGACAUCAUCACAUUCAUACCGUACUACAUAAUCUGUAACCCUAGCCGUAAGGUCCGGCUUAGCAACAGGAUUAAGGCUAAACCUGUGUCGGAUGAACCAGGCGCCCCUUACAGAGCUGUGGAGCAUAUGGAUAAUCUGACCACGACGCUAUUCCCAGAAUGCAACACGCUGGAUGAUUUGUUCUCACGCGCUGUGCGGUUAUAUGGAAAUCGACAGUGUUUGGGCUCCCGUGUUCUGCUCAGUGAAGACGAAGAGGUGCAACCCAAUGGGAAAGUCUUCAAAAAGGUCAUCCUUGGAGAAUAUCAUUGGGAGAAUUUUGAGCAGGUCGGAGAGCGUGUCAAGAAGUUUGGUUUCGGUUUGCGAUCACUAGGUCAGAAACCUCGAACAAAUGUCCUGAUUUUUGCUGAAACUCGACCAGAAUGGAUGAUAGCUGCCCAGUCGUGUCUGCGCUUCAAUGUUCCAGUUGUUACCCUGUACUCCACUCUUGGAGAACAAGCCAUCAUUCACGGAAUCAACGAGUCUGAAGUCACACAUGUUAUUACCACAGCUGACCUCCUGCCCAAGUUCAAGGGUAUUCUAGGUGAGAUUCCCAAGGUGACGCAUAUCAUCUACAUGAAUGGAGGGAAGAGUAUCCCUAAGGAGGUGCCUGAUGGAGUAAAGGUCUGUUCCAUGAAGGAGGUGGAAACUAUGGGAGAGGAGAAUAAAACAGGGAGAAUUUCCAAACCGACUCGUGAAGACACUGCAUUCAUCAUGUACACCAGCGGUUCUACAGGGGUUCCAAAAGCUGUGAUAAUAAACCACGGUAACCUCAUGUGUGGGAUGUCUGGACAGUGUAAGGUCAUCCCUAACCUUGGUCACAAUGACACAUACAUUGCUUACCUCCCCUUGGCUCAUGUUUUGGAACUCACUGCAGAAUUGGCCUGUUUAGCCCAUGGAACAUCGCUAGGUUAUUCUUCACCUCUGACCUUGACAGACCAGUCAAGUAAAAUAAAGCGUGGUAGUCAAGGAGAUGCUACAGUGUUGAAGCCUACACUAAUGGCAGCUGUGCCGGUCAUUAUGGAUCGUCUCUAUAAAGCCGUGUGGGACAAAGUGACUAGCGGAGGGCCUUUUAGUGAGGGAAUGUUCAAAUUUGCUUAUGACUACAAGAGCAGACGUCUGGAGAGUGGCUAUGACACUCCCAUUCUGAACAGGAUACUUUUCAAGAAGAUCCGCGCCAUCCUUGGUGGUAGGGUCAGGAUGAUCCUUAGUGGCGGCGCCCCUCUCGCAUCUGACACCCAGCGCUUCAUGAAUAUUUGCUUCUGCUGCUCUGUGGGGCAGGGAUACGGCCUUACGGAAACCUGUGGGGCAGGGACCAUAGCUGAAGUGCAUGACCUGAGCACAGGACGAGUGGGAGCUCCAUUAUCCUGCUGCGAGAUUAGACUACGGGAUUGGGAAGAAGGGGGCUACACAAGUGAGAAUUCUGGGGAUGAAAACAGCAAUCCUCAAGGAGAGGUUCUGAUUGGAGGAGGAAAUGUUGCCGAGGGUUACUACAAAAAUGAAGAUCUGACCAAAGAGGACUUCACCAAAAUCAAGGGCCAGUGGUAUUUCUGUACCGGAGAUAUAGGAGAAUUUGAACCAGACGGUUGUCUCAAGAUUAUAGAUCGGAAGAAGGAUCUGGUUAAGCUUCAGUCCGGAGAGUAUGUUUCCCUGGGGAAGAUUGAGACGGCCUUGAAGCUGUGUCCCAUCGUGGAUCAAGUUUGCGUGUUUGCCGACAGUCAGCACUCUUACACCGUUGUACUUAUCGUGCCCAACAACAAAAACCUGCGUCAGGUGGCCUCGCGUAUCGGUGAGGAAUCCGAGGAUGUACAAAAACUGUGCUCUAGCAAGAAAGUGGAGAAAGAAGCUGUUAAGCUCUUAACGGAAUUUGGUCGCAAAGGUAAACUGGAGAAGUUUGAAAUCCCGCAGAAGGUGUGUUUAUGCUCAGAGCCAUGGACACCAGACAGGGGACUGGUGACUGACGCUUACAAACUGAAGCGUAAACAGAUCAACGAAACAUUCAAGGACGAAAUAAAACAAAUGUAUUCUAAAUAACUUUCAGCGGUGACUUGAAGUUCCCGUGACAUGUGUCUGUGUGUAAAUAGGUACAUAUGUAAAUGACCUUUGAUAUUAUACACACAUGUAGGUACGACCAUUAUGGAUGAUUCCUGUUUAGUGCCCGUGUGUCCGUUAGCGUGUUAAGUCACAACCAUACAUCACAUUUUGUGCACAUGACCACAAGGGUUUGUAAAGUGUGGCCCGUCUGUCUGUUUGCGUAGGCGAUUGGUUGCAGAAACCCACUUAACAGACGAGACAGAGGCAAAGUUUAAAGCAUAUGAGAAACAGGUUUUAAGUUUUGUUUCAUUAGUUGCUUUGUACAGCUUGUUGUCCCACUUUCAUACGGGUUUCCUCAUCUGAUUGGUGGAGAACCAUCACAUGGCCAGCUCGUGAAAUUUGGCACCUGUCCAGCACUUUUAUGUAUCAGUUGUGUCAUGGGGCUUCUCUGUUCUUGAACAUGUUAUCAGUGAUGGCUUUCAUGAUGACAAAUGUUUGACGAACUGUUUGACCUAUUAGAAGUAUUAGCGAUGUUAUUAAGCUGGGGACACACCAGGCGGAUUUUGUCCCUCAUACAGGCCUACUUUGUAAAUUUCUAAAAAUCCGCCUUGUGUGUCAGUGCCAGGGAAGGUGUAUUUCCCUGGCAAUCCUGUCCACCCGGAAAUUGG